Messenger RNA from Columba livia (rock pigeon), 4503 nucleotides. RefSeq names its product phosphodiesterase 4B (gene PDE4B). Gene Ontology annotation, molecular function: 3',5'-cyclic-AMP phosphodiesterase activity; transmembrane transporter binding. The transcript has 15 exons. Bases 770 to 2746 code for a protein of 658 amino acids. Gene Ontology annotation, cellular component: perinuclear region of cytoplasm; cytosol; nucleus. Gene Ontology annotation, biological process: signal transduction. NCBI's taxonomy places the organism in Eukaryota, Metazoa, Chordata, Aves, Columbiformes, Columbidae. The record is from RefSeq and is a predicted model, not a curated record.
UAGCUGGGGAUCCUGGCCAAAAACAGCCCCGUCCCCGAGUGACAGGAGUGACUUUGUGCAGAGUGACCCCUUGGAGGGAGCUCACAGCCCUCCAGAAGCUUUGCUGGUCUGGUGGGAUGGAUAAGCCAGGCCUUUUGCUGUAGAGACGAGCUCCAUCCUGCCCGUAAACCCCAGCGUGGGGUCCCCCCAUCGCUGCUGCGCCCCUGUCACCUGUGUCACCCCGGGAGCUGCAUCCUCAGUGCGGAGCGGGUUACGCAGGAGGGACCCGGGAACGGAGUUUCUGCAGCGUCAGAAAACUUCGAUUCAUCUGUCAAGGUGGUGAAUGAACGAGGGAUAUGACCUGGAAAGGAUAAACAGGAAAAUGGGGAUGUUGCUUCAGUUUGGAAAAGGUUUGCUUUAUUUUUUUCACCUGUCUCAGGAUCACUGGAAGGGAUUAUACAAAUGAGAGCAGGAAACUGCAGUCAGGGCUUUAGGGCUUUGCCAGAAAUAGAUUCUUUUUUUUUUUUUUCUUCUGAUAUAAAUGAAGAAAUAUAGGAGUCCGUAGAAGUUGUUCCACAGGCACCCUCACAUUUGAUUACCAAGUCAUUUGCAUUCGUAUAUAAAGUGACAUCCACCCUGCAAUGGGAGUUGACAUGUAAUCACAAAGAAUAAAAACUCCUGGAAACAUCUACAUGCCACUGAUGCAACUUCAGAAAGACAGAAGUUUGGACUAAGUGGGAAAUGUACUGAAUAUUUUCGGACGAGUAGAAGAAAAGUAUCAUCCUGGAAGAUGUUAAAUGUUAAUUUUGUACCUAAUCGCCGCCAUUCGUGGAUUUGCUUCGAUGUGGAGAAUGGCCCGUCGCCGGGACGCAGCCCGCUGGACCCGCAGGCCGGCUCCUCGGCAGGACUCGUGCUGCACACCACGUUCCCGGGCCACAGCCAGCGCAGGGAGUCCUUCCUCUACAGGUCCGACAGCGACUACGACUUGUCGCCAAAGACCAUGUCCAGGAACUCUUCUCUCCCAAGUGAACAGCAUGGCGACGACCUGAUCGUCACACCUUUUGCCCAGGUGCUGGCGAGUCUACGGAGUGUGAGGAACAACUUCACGCUCCUCACCAAUUUGCACGGCACUUCCAACAAGAGAUCUCCAGCAAUGAGUCAGCCACCUGUCUCCAGAGUUAACCUGCAAGAGGAGCCCUACCAAAAGCUGGCCAUGGAGACGCUGGAGGAGCUCGACUGGUGCCUGGAUCAGCUGGAGACCAUCCAGACCUACCGCUCCGUCAGCGAGAUGGCAUCCAACAAGUUCAAGAGGAUGCUGAACCGGGAGCUGACACACCUCUCCGAGAUGAGCCGCUCUGGCAACCAGGUGUCCGAGUACAUCUCCAACACUUUCCUGGACAAGCAGAAUGAUGUGGAGAUCCCUUCUCCCACCCAGAAGGACAGAGAGAAGAAGAAAAAACAGCAGCUCAUGACACAGAUCAGUGGAGUGAAAAAAUUAAUGCAUAGCUCGAGCUUAAACAACACCAGCAUCUCACGGUUUGGUGUGAAAACAGAAAAGGAAGACCAUCUGGCCAAGGAACUGGAAGAUCUGAACAAGUGGGGUCUCAACAUAUUUAACGUUGCAAGGUAUUCCCACAACAGGCCUCUCACCUGCAUCAUGUACGCUAUAUUUCAGGAGCGAGAUCUGCUGAAAACAUUCAAGAUCUCGUCGGACACUUUUGUCACGUACAUGAUGACGCUGGAAGAUCACUACCACUCGGACGUCGCCUACCACAACAGCCUCCACGCCGCCGACGUUGCCCAGUCCACACAUGUUCUGCUCUCGACCCCCGCGCUGGAUGCUGUCUUCACUGAUUUGGAAAUCCUUGCUGCAAUUUUUGCAGCUGCAAUUCAUGAUGUUGAUCACCCCGGGGUCUCCAAUCAAUUUCUUAUUAAUACAAAUUCCGAACUAGCCCUGAUGUACAACGACGAAUCUGUCUUGGAGAACCACCACCUGGCCGUGGGUUUCAAACUGCUGCAGGAGGAGCACUGUGACAUCUUCCAGAACCUGACCAAGAAACAGCGGCAGACGCUCAGGAAGAUGGUGAUUGACAUGGUAUUGGCGACAGAUAUGUCCAAGCACAUGAGUCUGUUAGCGGAUCUGAAGACUAUGGUGGAAACCAAGAAGGUGACCAGUUCGGGAGUCCUCCUUCUGGACAACUACACAGACAGAAUACAGGUUCUCCGAAAUAUGGUACAUUGUGCGGACUUGAGUAAUCCCACAAAGUCUCUGGAGCUGUACCGGCAGUGGACGGACAGGAUCAUGGAGGAGUUCUUCCAGCAGGGAGACAAAGAGCGAGAAAGAGGGAUGGAAAUCAGCCCGAUGUGCGACAAACACACGGCGUCAGUGGAAAAAUCACAGGUGGGAUUCAUCGACUACAUCGUCCACCCGCUCUGGGAGACGUGGGCUGACCUGGUGCAGCCUGACGCCCAGGACAUCCUGGACACGCUGGAGGACAACAGGAACUGGUACCAGAGCAUGAUCCCUCAGAGCCCGUCCCCUCCGCUGGAGGAGCGCGGGCGGGACUGCCAGGGCCUGAUGGAGAAGUUCCAGUUCGAACUGACGCUGGAGGAGGAGGAUUCGGACGGGCCGGAGAAGGACAGCGAGAGCAUCGGCUACUUCAGCAAUACAAAGACACUCUGUGUGGCCGAGCCAGGGGAAGAGGAUUCGCAGAGGGAGGCCAACAUCGAAAUUGUGACAGAAGAUACAUCUCCUGUGGACACAUAAUGUCCUGCUACCCGCGUGAGUGGAUUUUCAACGCUUGACGAGCAUGCAAGCAGCCUGACGGACCUGCCUGCAGCCGGGGCUGCGGCCUGUGCCCAACAUUGGCCAAAAGAUCUUCCCAGCUACUUGAGAGUGGAGUCGGGGUGAGAGAUCGUGUGCUGAAUGAUUGAUUGCUCAGGAAAUUAACAGGUGAUUUACAUUGCGGUUUAAUUGAGCCUUGUCAGCUAAGCGCAUGGUGUUGUCCUGGAGCUGGCAUGGGUCGUGACUGAAGAGAAAGCGACACACAACUGAGAGAUUUUAUACUGUUAGUUUUGGAAUUUAUACCAGUUAUUCUGAUAGAAACUACUGAUUAAUAACUCUCCAUGUAAAACCUGUCCACCUGACCACCUGUCUGCAGACCUGUGUGCCUUCUUUGUAAACACUUUCAUGUCUUUUCCAGAGUCUCUUAAUUCAAUACACGGGGUUUAGUAUAAAAAGCGACACAAAGUAUUUCAAAAUUGACAGAUACUUUUUUGAUUCUUCCUGUUACAAGAAGCAGUCUUCCUUUUUUUCAUGGGCAAUACCUGUCACUUUAUUGCAGUUAAUCACUUUUACAGACUAAACAGAAGGGAAACCCUCUGUUUUGUAUUAUCGCACCUUUAACCAUCUCCUUAACACCCCGGGUGACCCGUUUAAAGUCACUUCAUGCACCAUCUCUGUUCGCUUGCUAUAGGAAUAACAGUAUUUUUUCCUCCACGGGGUUUGAUUUUUGUCGUGCGCAGGCUGGAGGGUAGCUGGUUUCCGUGGCACAGCGCAGUACGUACAUCUAUGGGUCAGCAGGAUGUACAUCUAUGGGUCAGCAGGACGUACAUCUGUAGGUCAGCAGUACGUACAUCUAUAGGUAAGCGUGAUCAGGCAGCGUGAGGCGCGUUCCCCCUCGGUGGAAGUUGCACGCUCGGAUAUUUGUGGUUUUUUCUCGCCUAUUGUUCACGUUUCCUACAUUUCGGUCCACCGUCCUCCUCCUGCACUGCCUCGAGCUCUAACACCUCCAUUACUGUUUAUAACAGUGUAUUUAUUACAUAAUGUAUAUACUGUAAUGUUUUGUAAGUUAUUAAUUUAUAUGAAUUAACAUUACCUGUCGGCGGUGAUGUUAAUUGUGUAGAAAACUCGGAAUAAGAGUUGCCUUUUUUUCUUGUAACCUUUUGUAUUGCAUAAAAUACGAGAACCUGAACAUAGCUGAAGAGACAGACGCAACCCAGGACGGGCAUUGGGGUGGCAGCCGCCCGGGGGGUUCGUCUUCAUGGCGAACUGGGGGGGACGGGACCCCAGGGCAGCGGGCGAGCGGUUGGAAGUGCUGAAAACAUAGGGCGGGGGAACAAAAGAAUAUAAACCCCCGUGAAUGGGCCGGCUUUUAAAUGUCACGUUCCAAUUUCUGAACAACCCAAUGUGAAUUUCUAUAACCAAAAUGUGAACUGAUGUAAUAAUUGUGCUGUGAAACUUCUUCUGACAAAGCUUGUCCGGCAUCGUGAGCGGUGUCAAUCUCAGUUUGUAAAAUAUGUUUCAAGCUUUUGGUCCAACUUGUGACUAACUAGUUAAUGAAAAUAGCACAGUUGUGCAUGAUCAAUGGGUUUGUAUGUCUGUUGAACACUGCAUUGUUCCAGGUGGUUAUUUUAUUGUUUCCAAAAAGUUUCACACAAUGUAUGUUAUAGUAUUAUAUAUUGUGUUCAGAUGCAUUCUUAAGAGAUUUUUAUAUGAAGUGAAUAAACGAAAGCAUGACCCUG